UCAAAAACUUUCUUAAACCAUACCCUAAUUCGAUUCUAAUCCAAAAAUAUGAUUCCGUAGUUUGCAUUACAAGCAGCUUUAUAUUUGCUUAAUAAACACAUCUAUAUAGCGACCAAAUUAGGCCAUCCGUCGCUACAUACUUGUGAUAUAUAUAUUAUUGUCUUGGAAUCAAAGCAAAGCAGUUGGAGUCUUGGCCACCAUCUCUCUUUCUUUCAUUUAUAUUUCUUCAUUUUAUUUUCAUUUGUAACCAUAUCAUCUGUCCAAAAUCCAACCAUAUUUUCGGUUUCUUGAGGUUUUAAGACCGCGUGUAUCGGUUUCAACAAGUUUUGAUCAUACCCAUGUUGAUUUCUUGAAGCUUGAAUCUUGUCCAUAUGAAAAUAAUCAAGAAAAACUUGUUCUUUAAGUUUCUUGAGAGGGAAGUUUCAUGAUAUAGGUUGGUUUGAACUUUGAAGGCAUAUAUUGAUACAAAAGCUUAAGUUUGUGAUUUUCUAGCGAUGAAUACGCGAUACUUGUUUACACCAGAGUCGCUAUGCAACUCUGCUGUAGCGGUUUCAUUUUCAUUGAUUCCAAAUGGUAGAGAAGAGGGGACGACAGAGGACGUGGGCCCACACAAUAGGGCCACCUCUCGGCCCACUGCCACCACCAGUGUCCCCUCUUCUUUCUUGGUAAGAAUGGCAAUUAGAAUAUCAAGAGCUAGAUGGUAUUCUUUUGCAAGAAGGGUGUUUCAUUACCAAAAUGCCGCAAGAUCGGAUAUCGGGUCGAACCCGUUUAAUACGGGUUCUUGGAUGUUUAUGGAGUUUUUGGGUUUGGUGUUUCAAAUUGUGAUGAUAGCGUAUACUCUAUCGGUUUCCAAAGAAGAGAAGCCGGUUUGGCCCAUGAGAACAUGGGUAUCCGGGUAUGGAGCCGGGUGUGUGCUUAAUCUAGCGUUGUUGUUUUGGCGGUAUCGGGUUUUUUGUUGGACCCAAGUUGGAGUAGAACAUUCUGUUAACAUCGAAGAGUCGAGGAACUUACAAAUGAUGAACAAAUUUCGGACAUUUAUGGAGCUAUUCUUUGCCAUAUGGUUCGUGAUGGGGAACGUUUGGGUGUUCGAUUCCCGGUUCGGAACCUUUCGACGAGCUCCAAAACUCGACGUUCUUUGCAUCUCACUACUUGCUUGGAACGCCAUCACCUACUCGUUUCCCUUCAUAUUGUUUCUAUUUCUAUGUUGUUUCGUGCCACUUAUUAGCAACCUUCUCGGCUACAACAUGAACGCUGGCUCAACCAACCGCGGUGCAUCUGAAGAACAAAUCUUAAAGCUACCCACAUGGAAAUAUAAAGAAACCGAAUCUGAUAUAGAACACGGAAAGGCCAUCAUCGAUAACUCAAUCACUGAAUGUUGUAUAUGUUUAGCAAAAUACAAGGAGAAGGAAGAUAUGAGACAAUUGGGAUGUUCACAUACAUUCCAUAUGAAAUGUGUUGAUCAAUGGCUCAAGAUAGUAUCAUGUUGUCCCCUUUGUAAGCAAGAACUUGAACGAUGACACAUUUGAAAGAGCUACAUUUACUUGUCCUUUCUAAAAAAAUAUAUUUUAAAUUUGUAAAAACAUAUACAUACUUGGUUACUAGAGUGAGGAUCGUUUUUUGAAUUUGAAAUCCACCGGUAACUCAAAUGUUUGAAUUUAUUGUUUUUUUAUUUGUUAUUUUA
This is a messenger RNA of Helianthus annuus (common sunflower), 1681 nucleotides long. RefSeq names its product E3 ubiquitin-protein ligase At4g11680. The transcript is spliced from 3 exons. Lineage: Eukaryota; Viridiplantae; Streptophyta; Magnoliopsida; Asterales; Asteraceae. The record is from RefSeq and is a predicted model, not a curated record. The coding region runs from base 495 to 1517 and encodes 340 amino acids.